This is a messenger RNA of Erythranthe guttata (spotted monkey flower), 1553 nucleotides long. RefSeq lists its product as uncharacterized. The record is from RefSeq and is a predicted model, not a curated record. Lineage: Eukaryota; Viridiplantae; Streptophyta; Magnoliopsida; Lamiales; Phrymaceae.
CAAUCGAAAUCAAAAUAAGUGUAUGCCUUUACCUCAAAAUAGGUCAUCUGUUGAGGGACCUUUUUACUAAUUUCCCAAAAAUUAAAGAUAUUAAUUGGCAUAUUCUUUAAUUUUUAUUUUUCACAGCUAAAUAUUAUACUAUAACAAAAUGUUUAUUUUAAUGUUGUUUAUUUAAAUAUUUAUUUCAUUUCCCAGGUUCCGAUCACCAUUCACCUCCUGCGGCCGCGCCGCCGCGGAUAAUCCAUCAAACUCGGCCGGUUUUGACUGCCGUCACAUUCCACACCGCCCUCUGUCGAUCCUCAAUCCUCAGCAGUCUCCACCGCCAGCUUUCUAUUUAUCAACGUUUCCACUUUCCACUCAAGCACGAUUUUGGUGGUUGUUUGAAUUCAGAAUCAGUGCUUCCCAGAAAUAAGCACCCAAAUCAAAUAUCAAAUCAAGUUGAAGCAAGACUCUUCAAUCGACUAGAAACAUGAAAUACUCUAAGUGCUUGUGUUUCUACUUUCUGAUCACGGUACUCAGUGGUCCAUCAUCCAUCCAUGGAAACAUGAUAUAUGACAAGGUUUUGUAUGUUGGUGAAGAGCUGUUCAAGGAAACACUGCCACUACAAAAUGGUGCUUGCCUCUACCAAUUACAAAGACUGAGUCCCCAUAGGUGGUACGAAGUGAAGAUAUCAUAUCCUGCUUCUAUACCUGCCAGUUUUUCCCUGCAACUGCAUAGAGGUACAUCAGGCUUGGAGAUGAAUCACGGAAGAAAAUUGCUCAACACAGAAAAGUUAAUUUUCAAGACUGACGAUAUACUCUCGUUGAAUGAACAGGGUGGAAUAUAUGUUAUGGUGAACGUGGAACCCGAAGGGAUUGUUGCACUACCAGGGAAACAUGAGAGGGAAUAUGUCAUGUUCAAUAUAGUUUGCGAUGAACUGUUGUUGGGCAUUCCCCACAAGGCUUGGUAUGUUGUAGUUCUGGUGUUGAUAUGUCUGGUAUUGGCGUUUGUGGUCCCGCGUUUUCUUCCCCCAGUUUUGCUGCCGAAAAAUCGAAUCCCGCCAUUAUUCGACCAGACUGUUGCAAAGGAUUCAUGAAGUUUAUUUUUUUGCCACAUAAUAUUUCAUAGGCAAAUUCUGCAGAGAUUUAACCGAGAACUGGAUGAUUUAGCUGGAGAUUGAUUAUUGACUGAGUUACUGAAACGGGUGUAGGGAACUCAGCCACUUUAACUCGCAAAAAGCAUUAUUGUUUGGCUUUGUUUGUUGGUUUUAGUUUUGGACCCUUCGUAACCUCUAUUCGAAUGAUAUUCUCAGUAGUGUUCCAUAUGAUUCUCUCACGCAGUUCUUGUGUAGAAAAAAAAGUGAUAAAAAGAUGCACAUUUGCUCCAUUAAACCUGCUGAGCCAAGCGAGCUGUCAUAUGUAGCUUCAAACAUACAAAAAAUGUAUCGGGUAAUUUUCCACCUUAGAUUAUCACACAUGUAUAAGUGUAAAGUAUAUACGAAUUCUGAAACGUGUAUGGUGUGACGUGUUCACGUUUUUCUGUUGCAUAUGUAUAAUGAUCUCCCCUUUUGUACG